Molecule: messenger RNA, 456 nt
Organism: Ambispora gerdemannii
Lineage: Eukaryota; Fungi; Glomeromycota; Glomeromycetes; Archaeosporales; Ambisporaceae
Source: the annotation of a GenBank genome assembly
AUGAAUUCAAGAAAUCAGAGUAUUAAUUCUGCUGGUGAUGCAUUCUCUUCUUUUUAUGCAAUAAAAAAUCAAGAACAACAGCAAAAUAACGGAGUCAUGAAUGCUGUUGUUAAUGGUAAAGAAUUUUACAAAAAAGAAUUGACCGGAAAUAAUUACAAAGGAGGACAUGAAAUAUUAAAUAAAGAAAUAAAUCUCGACAGCCACAACAACAGAAAUAAUUUUAUAAUGACACCUUCCUCACCCUUGUCUACAUCAUUAACAUCUAUAUCGUCAUUUUCCACGACGAAGCCUGCCGACAAAGAUGUAGAGUACUUUCGUGACACGAGAAAAAAGUUGCUGUUGAUGGAGAGGAAUUUCUACCACAGACGCGAAGAAUAUAAGACUAAAAAAGAGAUGUUAAUAAUGGAAGCGAAGGCUUUAAGAGCUGAAGGUGAGAAAUUGGCUAAUCUACGCUAG